AUGGGAUCCUCAAAUCACCACAUCAAGUUCCUGGCCCUGGCCACCUUUGUCGUCUUCUUCUGGUUCGUCUACCGCCUCGGCCUGCACCACGACGUCCAGGACCGGAUAGACGAGAUCGUCAAGGGCGGCGGGCACAAGGCGGCGGCGGCGGCCAACUACGAGCCGGCGCACUACACGCCGAGCACGUCCGUCUCCUCCGCGGACGACAAGCCCACGGCCGCCAAGCUGGCGCCCGGCGUGCACCCGGACGUGCUGGGCGAGCGGGCCGCCGCGCAGUUCUGCUCCUUCUUCCGGCUCGACGCCCUGGCCCGCCCCGAGGCCUCGAGCCGCAAGAUCUACGACCUGCUGCUCGUCAACACCGAGCUCGAGCUGCUCGAGCUGCGCAUGGGCCAGAUGGCGCCCGCCGUCGACUACUUUGUCAUCCUCGAGUCGGACAAGACCUUCACCGACAAGCCCAAGCCGCUGCACGUGCAGGAGAACUGGGGCCGCUUCGCGCAGCACCACGCCAAGAUGAUCCGCCGCACCAUGGACCUGACGACGGGCGACUUCGCCAACAGCUGGGCCCGCGAGGGCGCCUCGCGCGACGCCAUGUACACCCAGGUCAUCCCCUACCUGUCGGGCGAGGAGGAGGCGCGCGUCGGCGACGUGCUGCUCGUCGCCGACGUCGACGAGCUCUUCAAGCCCGAGGCCCUCAAGGUGCUGCGCAACUGCGCCCUGCCGAGCAAGAUGACCUUCAGCUCGCGCGCCUUCUACUACUCGUACCAGUGGCUCGUCGACUCGACCUGGAUGCACCCGCAGGCCACGACCUACCAGCUCAACGACACCGUCCGGCCCAACGCCCUGCGCGAGCACAGCAACGAGCACAAGAUCUUUGUCGAGGCCGGCUGGCACUGCAGCUACUGCUUCAGCUCCCUCGCCGAGAUGAUCAAGAAGAUCACCAGCUUCUCCCACACCGAGAUGGACCAGCCCCAGUUCAAGGACCCGCUCAAGAUCCUGCACCGCGUGAGCCACGGCAUCGACAUGUUCGACCGCAGCAACGCCACCCGCAUCGACCGCAACUUUGACGUCCCGGACUACCUCAAGGCCAACCCCAAACAGUAUGGCUACAUGCUGAACCGCGACGGCGACGACGCCGGCUUCAAGGACUGGGACCCCGUCACCCAGUCGGUCAUCCCCGCCAAGGACGACCACUCCACCGAGGCAAAGACCGCGUAA
Molecule: messenger RNA, 1215 nt
Organism: Thyridium curvatum
Lineage: Eukaryota; Fungi; Ascomycota; Sordariomycetes; Thyridiales; Thyridiaceae
Exons: 2
Coding region: 1-1215 (404 amino acids)
Biological process (GO): protein N-linked glycosylation; N-acetylglucosamine metabolic process
Cellular component (GO): membrane
Molecular function (GO): beta-1,4-mannosylglycoprotein 4-beta-N-acetylglucosaminyltransferase activity
Source: RefSeq, a predicted model, not a curated record